Molecule: messenger RNA, 3882 nt
Organism: Prorocentrum cordatum
Lineage: Eukaryota; Dinophyceae; Prorocentrales; Prorocentraceae
Source: the annotation of a GenBank genome assembly
UCCUCCUCCUCCUCCUCCUUCUCCUCCCCCCCCCAUGCGUGCCCCCGGCGCGGCGCUCGCGGCGGCGGCGGCCGCCGCCGCGGCCUGUCCUCGCGCGGCCCGCGCGGCAGCGCCGCCACGGCCGAACCCGCCGGAGUGGCCGCCCAGCGUCCGCGUGUUCGGGCCCGAGGACAGCACCGAGGACAUCGAAUCCGCGGUCGGCAGGGCGUACGGGAAGAACGGCGGCCACGCGCCGAUCGACCACGGGCAGUUCUCCGAGGAGCGGUACGCUUUCUUUUUCAAGCCCGGCACGUACGCUGCGGAGGUCCCCGUGGGUUACUACACCCAAGUCCUCGGGCUCGGGGCCAGUCCCUCGGACGUUGUGUUCUCCUCCGAGCGCGGGGUGUUUGCCGAGGAGGGCGACCAGACAGACCUCGGCGGUGCGCUCAGCACUUUCUGGCGCGCAGCGGAGAACUUCCGAAUCCAGGGCAGCAUGAUGUGGGCCGUAUCGCAGGCCGCUCCACUCCGGCGCAUUAUCGUGGACAAGGACCUGAGUUUGUCUCAGUACGUCGAUGGUGUGGGUUGCGGCUACGCGAGCGGCGGUUUCUUGGCCAAUGCCCGGGUGAGCGGCACCAUCCACUCCGCGAGCCAGCAGCAGUGGUUCACACGGAAUACGCUUAUGGGCGGUUGGCCGGAGGGCAAUUGGAACAUGGUGUUCGUUGGCAACAAGAAUGGCCCAGCGAGCAAAUGCGGACGCAAAGACGGUGAGGCGGGGUUCCCUUCAGUCGCCGUAGAUGCCACGCCGAUAAUAGCAGAGAAACCCUUCAUAACUAUUGAUCCGGAUGGAAAAUACAGUUUGCAGAUACCAUCUGUAAGGCACGACAGCGUGGGUCCUAAUUUCGACGAUCCCGAGUCAAAGUUUACUGUCGUGGAUUUCGCCGACGUGUACGUGGCUACCGACGUAGACUCCGCAGAUGUCAUCAAUGAGCAGUUAUCGAGUGGAUUGCACGUCGUGCUGACUCCUGGCAUCUAUCGCCUGAGGGCCCCUCUGAAACUGAGCCACGAGGGCCAGGUCCUCCUCGGUCUAGGCUUGGCGACUUUGGUCUCAGCGGCGGGCAACCCUGUUGUGUGCGUCGGCAACGUCGACGGCGUUCGCAUCGCAGGGUUGCUGCUCGAGGCUGGCCCAGAUGAGGCGGAGACGCUGCUGGAGUGGGGCGACGGCUCCCACGAGGGCAGUGCAGAGAAUCCAGGGGUGCUUACGGACCUCUUCGCGCGCGUGGGUGGCCCGAAUGAUCCCGCACAGGGCGAGGUUCGGGCCAAGGUUAUGGUCAAGAACGGUGGCGGAUCGUCUGGCCACGUGGUGGGCGACAAUCUGUGGCUGUGGAGGGCCGACCAUGGGGUUGCGGGCAAAGUCACCGGAGCCGCGAACCCUUGCGAGAACGGACUCGUUGUCAAGGGAAACCAUGUGACUAUGUACGGCCUUGCUGUGGAGCAUACGCUGAAGGAUUUGGCGCACUGGUUUGGGGAUGACGGCCAGACGUUCUUCUACCAAUCAGAGCUUCCUUACGAUGUUGACGAGUCUUGGGGAGACGCGGGCUUUGUCGGGUACCGCGUCGACGACGGGGUGAAACAUCACAAGGCUUACGGCGUGGGCGUCUACCACUACUUCCGUGACCACGCAGUCACUGUGCAGACGGGCAUCGCGGCCCCCAGUCACUUGGAAAGUUCUUUUGUUUCGCCCUUGGCUGUUUCGCUAUCUGGAAAGGGCACAAUGCUUGCAGUAAUGAACUGCAGAGGCGAUUCCACGAGUGGCGAUGCGGGCGUAUCAUAUUACUGCGAGACCGGGACGCCCACUGUCGCCUGCGUUCCUGGCCGAGCCCCAGCGCCAACGCCGGCGCCUCCACCGACAGAUGCGCCACCGCCGACUGCAAUGCCGCCAACUGCUGCCCCAGGGCCGCCAGGCGAGUGCGCUGAGCCGUGGGAGAAGUGCGGUGGCCAAGGAUGGACGGGCCCGACGUGCUGUACUGAAAAGUACACUUGCGUCGAGUUUACUCGGACGACUUCGCAGUGCCUGCCCAGGAACCCAGGGGUACUUAUAGACGAUCUUCAGCUAAACGACAGCGCUGUCAUGGACGAUCGGACCGCUGGCGUGAUAGAGCUGCUUCCAGAGGAGGCUCGGCCAGCUGCACGCGGGACCGAACACGCCAUCGUGGCUUCUUUCCAGCUGUUGGCGAAGCUGCCCUGGUGGGCAUUUUUGCUCCUCGUGGCGCAGGUCGCCCUCCUGUGCGGCGUGGGGUGCCGCGUCCUGCAGAGGCGCUGCCGGCGGGACGGCGGGUCGGCAGGGCAGCAGCCGCAGGGCGCCCCCUGGGGGCCCCACAAGGGCCCGUACCGCAGACUUGGGAGGAAGCGCGGCUAGCUCUCGGGGCUUCUUUGGGCCUCCUCCCCCCAGCGCGCGGAGCGCUCCCGGGGCGGCGCUGAAGGCGUCGGGGGCCCCAGGGCCGAUCCAAGAAGCAUCCGCGCGAACCUCCAGGAGGUUGUUCUAAUUUAUGUCGUGUUGUUGCUUCCUCUGUCCUGCCGCUUAGGCGAUUUCGUGCAGGCCUCGCUCGGAUUGCCAACCUGCUGGGGCUCACAGGGCUGGUCGCUCAUCGUGUGGCGGGUGUUUAGGCGCUGCUUCUCCAUGCCGCGCAGAUCCGCCAGCGCUCUUCCUGAAACGUUGGGGCAUGGACCCCCGCGCAAGACUUCGCUUGUUGGUUUCUCGGCUGGUUGCAAUCGAAGAAUUGGCAUGGACAACACAUCGAUGCAUGUUAGGAUCGACUCGAAUGCCCCCUUCGAACAGCAAUGCUGAGGCGAAACAUUGCUGGACGCCAAUCCCUCCGCCGACGGUGUGAUCCACCCAAGGGUCAGUCGUGUAUGGGUUCUGGAAAAUUAUGCGCACCAAUCCCUAUGACCAUUGUUUUCAAGAGGCGGCCGUCCUAUCCCGAGUGCAGGGCGCGUCGAACAGAGACGAUACAGUCUGACAACCGCUUCCAUACGCACAUUUGUUCUUCGGGCGCGUCGAUGGAUUGCAGCGGCUGGUUCACAAGCUGUGAACGCGGGCAAUUACCGCGCACGCACACACACAUCUGUUUUUCGCCACCGCUGCAACGGACCGCAGUCGCCGAUGCCACUGUUACGGGAAGGGUUAAGCGCGAAGAUUUACAACCAGGUUGUGACACACACGCGCACACACGAAAAUAUCCAAACACACAGGUGGUCUAACUGUGUUUUUUUGUUAGCCGCAUGCUUGCCUCGAGUGUUUGCCAUUGGUUGUGCCGAGCCACGUCAGGUGAUUUAGUUCUUCUAGCGGUGGCUAUCAUGGCACAUGGACCUGUUUUGGUGUUCAAGCAGCCCCGCCCUUCCGACAGAAAAGAUGCAGCGUCGUUAUAAGUCUGUUUAAUACUAAAGAAUUAUGUCUGAUGGUCUGACGGUCAGGUGGUGAAAGCACUUCCCGUGAGUUCUGAUGUAUGCAUCGAGGCACCUCGCUCGUGCCAUUAUAUCAUGUCGUGUAGCACUGCAUGUCAGCAUGUGGAAUUGGCACCGCCGCUGCGCAAAAGUCUGCACCGCCGUCUGCGCAAGUCUACUGAGCUUUGGAAUGGCGAGCCUGUAUCACAUACGCAGAUAUGUGGCAUCAUGGAGGUGAGCGCAUUUGAUGUCGUCCUGUUCUAGUUGUUUUAGGGCUCGCUUGGUUUUACGGCGCGUUUCCAAACGAAUGCCUCAGCGCAGUUGCAGGCCGUUGUUGCAUUGCUUAGGCUUGAGGUAGGCAGGCAUCCGACGCACGUCAACUCCUUUUGGAACGUACCGCGUACGUGCGAAUAUGCAUCCGGUCUCUCUCAAGGGAACGGGGUGGGCUUAGUCUGUCGUGCU